CUCUGCUCAGCAACCCGAGUGUAAUCUGGCGUUUGCGAAGCAAUCCAGAUAUCAAAGUCGUGAUUGUAGCACUUCGACCUUUGACGAAGAGCUAUCUGUCCUCAUCUGUAUUCUUUGGGGGAGGGGUACCCGGUAAUCGCUACAUUGACCAUGGACAUAUCUAUUUCUCCGCAAUUAUCACAGCCCGGAAGCCAAGAUGGGGCCUAUUUGUCGACGCUGCGUGAUGUCGUGCCCUCUGCGUUAGGCAAAACCGGCUACGUCUCCGUAUUCUUGCUAGGCCGGGCAGCUACGUCUACAGGAUCAUCUUCACAGACCAAUCCGACGUCGCAACCAGCACACCAAUCGAGGACGACGAGAACUUGUUCCCGCUACCAAAAAACCCGCGACCCUUCGCUUCGUUCAUGACUCCGGCCGCUACUCAGGCAUUCCUGUCCCGAAGGUUCACCUUUGCAAGUCUAGUCGGGAGGAGCUUCGACGAAUUGACCGUCGAGCACGAGCGAUCGAGCUACGUGUCGUCAAUGCUAUGGCGAGAAUCCAGGUCAAGACCUGCAUAUUUCGACCAUAUAGGUGGUCCUUUGAAGUCCGUCUCGGAUGUGUAUUAUGGGACCUUGGAGCGCGAGGAAGCGCGUGCACUCGAAAAGGGGACUUGGCUCGAAAAGGAUGAGCUGCCCAACUCAAAGUUCGUAAAACACCUGCAGGUCCUCUCUACCUUCAUCCCUCACUUUGUUCCGCCUCCUGUAUCGUGUCAUACACCGUCCAGACCUGGCUCACCGUAACGUCAUCUCCGACCUCGAUGAUCUAUCCAAUGUCAUUGAGCGGGGAGGGCCCUCCCAUUCAUCCUCAUAGGCAAACGGUUCUAUUUGAGGCAAUACUUUGGGGCGAUGCUUGCACGGACUUUGCAUCAAACCCUUGGCGAUGCUGAAUCGGACCAACGCCACGAUCUGUGCAGAUGCUCCUUGUUACAUUAUGUCCCGCGAAGUCCUCGUUGGUGGUUACAAUGGGUGGUUCCUGCGUGAAGAUUGUAUCAAGGAGUCAUAGACACAUGCAUGCCUCAAAGUCGUCGGAUAUUCUGAUGGAAAGAUGAUCAUUGGUCC
This is a messenger RNA of Laetiporus sulphureus 93-53, 1094 nucleotides long. RefSeq lists its product as uncharacterized. The transcript is spliced from 3 exons. The coding region runs from base 402 to 776 and encodes 124 amino acids. Lineage: Eukaryota; Fungi; Basidiomycota; Agaricomycetes; Polyporales; Laetiporaceae. The record is from RefSeq and is a predicted model, not a curated record.